Miscanthus lutarioriparius is the source of this 1569-nucleotide messenger RNA. NCBI's taxonomy places the organism in Eukaryota, Viridiplantae, Streptophyta, Magnoliopsida, Poales, Poaceae. The record is from the annotation of a GenBank genome assembly.
AUGGCUGAUGCCGAUGCAGGCAACCCGAGCGAGCUCCUCGUGUGGCCGUGGACUGGCAUCAUCGCUACGAUCACCGCCGACGGCAACGCCACGAGCACCCUGGCCUCACACGCGCAACAGCACUUCGCUGGCGUCCCAACCACCAUGCUCCAAGAGGAGGCGGCGGUCAGGGCCAACCACCGCUGCCACUUCUUGCUGCUCCACUUUGGCAAGAGCUGGUCCGGCCUCAGGGACGCCAUGUCGCUCACCUUCCACUUCGCCCGCGCCGGGAGGAGCGAGUGGCAGCGGCAACGCGUUGACGACGACGGCGAUCGUGUGUUCGGCUGGGUGGCCGGGGAGGAGGACCUGCUUGGCAGUGGCGCGGUCGGGAGGUUCCUGAGGGAGUCCGGCGCCAAGGCAAGGAGCGUGGAGGACGUGCAGAAGGACAAGGCGAGGCACGCCGACGCGCUGGGCGCCGUGCAUGACGAGUACGAGAGGAGGGAGAAGUUCUUGAAAGCCCAGAGCGAGGAGAUGGCCAGGUUGCUCCAAACGAUGGAGCAGGAGAACAGCUGGCUCCUUGGUGAGCUCAAAGAGGUACAAGACGUAGCUGACAAUAAACUGCCAGAGCUGAGCCGUGGCGUCGAUGAUGAGGAGAACGAGAUGCUCAGGGCAGAGCUGGAUGCAAUCAAGGGAGAGAUCCAGUUGAGAGUGGACAGGAUCCAGGAGUUGAAGGAAUGCAGAACCGAACUGCAUUGCAGCAAAGUGGAGAAGCUUGUCAUCGAGAUCAAUUCAUUGGAAAUGGAAGAUAGAGAGGCCAAGGCAAGGGACCAUGUUCAAAUGCUUCAUGAAAAACAUAAGGAAGAGAUGGAAGCAAUAAACGCAAAAGUAGAUCAACUUGAGAAGCAGCUGGAGCAGAAGGAAGCACAAGUGUCCAGUGGACUGCAAGUGUCUGCAAUGUCUCUGUUGGACAUGAAACUAAAGACAGGAGAAAAUCUCAGGAAGGAAGAAUGCCAACAUCUUUAUAAAUUAAUGACGAUUUGGAAAGAGUGUCAAGAGCAAGAACGUCAAAGGUAUCAAAAUGCACAUGUUGACCUAACAAAGCGAGAUAGGCUGAACAGAGAUGAGCUUCAAGAGACCCGCCAAGAACUGAUUAAGUGUUUGGAGAGCCUGAUGAUCGGCGGUUGCACGGCCAUAGGGAUCAAAAGGAUGGGACAGCUUGAUGAAGAACCAUUCUACCAUGCAUGCAAGAGCAAGUACAGGGAUGACGACCCAGAGGGCAAAGCUGCAAGGUUGGUCUCCAUUUGGCAGGAGGAGCUGAAGAACGCAUUCUGGAAUCCGUUUACAGCUAUUUUGGUCGAUGGAGAAGAGAAGGACGUUGUUGAUGAAGAUGAUUCAAAACUGAGGCAGCUGUGGACUGAGUACGGUGACCAUACCUGCAACGCAGUGAAGAACGCCCUGAGAGAGCUCCAUGAGUACAAUCCUAAAGGACGGCAAGCCGUGAGUGAACUCUGGAACUUUAGGGAAGGGCGCAAGGCUACAGUGGCAGAGGUGUUGAAGUAUAUUUUUGAGCAGCUGAAGAUGAGGAAAUAG